This is a messenger RNA of Sipha flava (yellow sugarcane aphid), 1191 nucleotides long. RefSeq lists its product as uncharacterized. The record is from RefSeq and is a predicted model, not a curated record. NCBI's taxonomy places the organism in Eukaryota, Metazoa, Arthropoda, Insecta, Hemiptera, Aphididae. The transcript has a single exon. Bases 7 to 570 code for a protein of 187 amino acids.
GUUUAUAUGAUAAAAACGAGAGAUUUUUAUCAUGAUCUAGCAAACACGAACAACUUGCUGCGUCAAAUGGACACGUCUAAUCUCCCAUGUGAUCAUCCGUGCUAUGCAGUUGAUCGUGCGAAAAUACCCGGACUGUUUAAGGACGAAACCCAUGGUCGUAUCAUGUACGAAUUCGUCACACUCCGGGCAAAGUCUUAUGCAUACGAAAUCGAACUCAUAGAGACGAUCAAAGCCAAAGGAAUAAGGAAACACGUAAUUCGAAACCAUUUGACGCUUGCGGAUCACAAGCGGUGUUUGUUUGAGACGCAUAAUGUUGACGGCGACGGUAGCGAUGAACGUAACGACGACGACGACGACGACGACGAUGAGAGUGAUGAAGAAAGGCGAAAACGGUUGGCGGUGGAAUGCAGUCAGGCUGUGGUGCAAAACAUUUACCAGCAGAAUGCUGGUAAUGUCACAAUGUUAUCCCCGCACCCGAACUAUAUGCCGUACACACCGUAUAGAUUAAAUAAAUCAAUCCGAUCGUUCAAACAUCAAGUGAAAACGAUAAAUUCGUUAAAAAAACCUUGAAUCGAUCGGACGAUAAACGAUAUAUUUUAAAUUACUAUGUGCAUACUCUAGCUCAUGGUCAUUAUAAAAUUAACUAGUCAUUCAUCUUUUUUUUAUUUUAUUUUUUUAUUAUUAUUUUAAUCCAAAAUGGCAAGAAAUCCAAGAAGCACUUUUACGAGGACAAAAACAUUACCAUCGCCCAGACAUCAUUGCAAGAGUAUUUAAUCGAAAAGUUAAGGAGUUAAUAGAUCUGUUGACAAAAGGAGAUUUGUUUGGGAAAGUGAGGUGCCAUAUAUAUUCAGUUGAAUGGCAGAAACGAGGCCUACCUCACGUACACAUAUUACUAUGGUUGGAGAAUCAAAUUACAUCAGAUAUGAUAGAUAAAUUCGUGUGUGCUGAGAUUCCGAAUCCAGAUGUAGAUCCUUUACUGUACGAGAUAGUAAAGGCUAACAUGAUACAUGGACAAUGUGGACUUUUGAACAAAAAUUCUCCGUGCAUGAAAGGAGGUGUUUGCAGCAAACGUUAUCCAGUUACGCUCAUUCAAGAAACUCAAAGAGGUGAAGAUGGCUAUCCAAAAUAUAGAAGGCGAUCAACAAACGAUGGUGGUUUCAAAGUGAGUAUUGAGUCAAUUGACUUAGAUAA